Messenger RNA from Miscanthus lutarioriparius, 225 nucleotides. The record is from the annotation of a GenBank genome assembly. Lineage: Eukaryota; Viridiplantae; Streptophyta; Magnoliopsida; Poales; Poaceae.
AUGGCAAUCACCUUCACCGACGGCGGGGCGAGGGUCACGUUCGACUCGACCUUGGAGUUCGUGCUCUGGGCGCUCGUGCUUCCUUUGGUCGUCGGCGCGUGCACGGGCUGCCUCGUCACCGUGGUGUACCCUGCCCUCGCAGACCUAUUCAUCCACGCCGUCGUCGCCACCGGCCGGCUGGUCAAGGCGCUGCUUGUUGUCCCUGCGGCCUUGGGCUGGGCCUGA